Messenger RNA from Drosophila navojoa, 2231 nucleotides. RefSeq names its product karyopherin subunit alpha (gene Pen). Gene Ontology annotation, molecular function: protein binding; nuclear import signal receptor activity. Gene Ontology annotation, biological process: protein import into nucleus. The record is from RefSeq and is a predicted model, not a curated record. Gene Ontology annotation, cellular component: cytoplasm. Lineage: Eukaryota; Metazoa; Arthropoda; Insecta; Diptera; Drosophilidae.
UUGUGUGUGUGUGUGUGUGUGUGCAUAGAAAAUCCAAGUCUCAACUCAACGAAAUGGCAAGCAAAUUCUUGACAGCUCUCUCGCUUCUGGCCCUCAGCGGCAGCUCCUUGGGCGGCUUUGCGGCCACCUACUCGGGCUUCCAUCCUGGCUAUGCCACCUACCAGGCGGCACCAGCGGUUUACCAUGCCGCUCCCGCUGCUGUCUACCAACAGGCGGUGGCCGCUCCAGUCUUCGCCAAGUCCUAUGCCGUGCCCUCGCCCUUUGUCAAGGCCGUCGCUCCAGUUGCCACCUACGCAGCCGCUGCGCCCGUUGCCGUCCCCGCGCCCGCUCCUGCUGCCGUGGUGAAAACUGUUGCUGCCGCUCCUUUGGCGCCCGUUGUCAAGCAGGUGGAGCUGGAGUCGUCGCCUCGCUACGAUUUCUCCUAUGGCGUGCAUGACUCCCUCACCGGCGAUAUCAAGAGCCAGGUGGAGAGUCGCAAUGGUGGCAAUGUGGUUGGCUCCUACAGCGUGCUCGAUGCCGAUGGUUACAAGCGCACCGUCACCUACACAGCCGACGACCUCAACGGCUUCAAUGCGGUGGUGCAGCGUGUGCCCCUGGUGGCUGCCCGCGCCCUGCCCGUGGCUGCCCGCGCUCUGCCCGUGGCUACCGUGGCAGCUGCACCUGUGACUCAUCUGCCCGCGCCCAUCUACUACCCCCAGGCACAGCAGCAGCUCUUCCAGCAGCAGCUGUUCCAGCCACAGCAGCAACAAGUGAACGUCGAACAGGAGAGCGAAGUGGUCGAGGCACCACGUCAGCCCGAACAGGAGCCAGCACCUGUUGAUUACUCGGAGCAGCAGCAACAACAGCAGCAGCAGCAGCAGCAGGUUUACCCACAGGAUCAGCAGUUCCCACCCUACCCAUCCGCUUCGCCCGCUCCUGCUGGCGAUUCGGACAGCGAUGUGGUUGAGGCCCGCUCCGCGCAGGAGUCAAGCAGCACCACCGCUGCUCCAGCUGCCGCCACCGAGGAGGAGAACAAGAAGAACCAGGACAACAACCCUCUUUUGCAAUUUGAGGCUGCCUGGGCUUUGACCAACAUCGCAUCGGGCACCUCGGAUCAGACACGCUGCGUUAUCGAACAGAAUGCCGUGCCGCAUUUCAUAGCGCUGCUGCAGUCGAAGUCGCUUAAUCUCGCCGAGCAGGCCGUCUGGGCCUUGGGCAACAUUGCCGGCGAUGGCCCGGCUGCGCGUGACAUUGUAAUCCAGCACAAUGUCAUCGAUGGCAUUUUGCGUUUAAUCAAUAAUGAGACGCCGCUGUCGUUUCUCCGCAACAUUGUCUGGCUGAUGUCGAAUUUGUGCCGCAACAAGAAUCCGUCGCCGCCCUUUGACCAGGUGAAGCGCCUGUUGCCGGUGCUGUCGCAGUUGCUGGUCUACCAGGAGGAUAUACAGGUGCUGGCCGAUGCCUGCUGGGCCUUGUCCUAUGUGACGGACGAUGAAAACAACAAGAUACAGGCAGUCGUCGAUACGAAUGCAGUGCCCCGUCUGGUGCAGCUGUUGCAGACUGAUGAGCCCAGCAUCAUUGUGCCGGCACUGCGGAGCGUGGGCAACAUUGUGACCGGAACGGAUCAGCAGACCGAUGUGGUUAUAGCCGCUGGUGGCUUGCCCAAGCUUGGCAUGCUCUUGCAGCACUCCAAGGGCAACAUUGUGAAGGAGGCUGCCUGGACCGUGAGCAACAUCACGGCUGGCAAUCAGAAACAGAUUCAGGCUGUCAUCGAUGCGGGCAUCUUUGUGCAAAUACGCCAUGUGCUCGAGAAAGGCGAUUUCAAGGCACAAAAGGAGGCCGCCUGGGCUGUGACCAAUACCACCACUUCGGGCACACCCGAGCAGAUUGUUGAUCUGAUCGAAAAGUACAAGAUACUGAAGCCAUUUAUUGACUUGCUCGAGGCCAAAGAUCCGCGAACAAUCAAAGUGGUCCAGACUGGCUUGUCCAAUCUGUUUGCGCUCGCCGAGAAGCUGGGCGGCACAGAGAAUCUGUGCCUCAUGGUCGAGGAGCUUGGCGGUCUCGACAAACUGGAAGCAUUGCAGCAGCAUGAGAACGAGGAGGUCUACAAGAAGGCCUACGCCAUAAUAGAUACAUACUUCAGUGCUGGCGACGACGAGGCCGAAAAGGAGCUGGCGCCACAGGAGGUCAAUGGCGCACUGGAGUUCAACGCCACGCAGCCCAAGGCACCAGAGGGCGGCUACACCUUUUAACAC